Aspergillus aculeatus ATCC 16872 is the source of this 1078-nucleotide messenger RNA. RefSeq lists its product as uncharacterized. The record is from RefSeq and is a predicted model, not a curated record. The coding region runs from base 86 to 1078 and encodes 330 amino acids. The transcript has 3 exons. Lineage: Eukaryota; Fungi; Ascomycota; Eurotiomycetes; Eurotiales; Aspergillaceae.
UCGACUUCUGGAAGCAAAUGCCCUGGGUCCCGUCCAUCUUCUACCAACCGCAACCCGUCUCCCCAGGGCCGUGGUCCAUGAUUCGAUGAAGUCACAUUGGACCGGACCCCCCUUGUACAAUCCUGCUUCCUCGAGCCCGCACGAGGUCGUCAUGAACAUCUUGCGGCAUGAUGCCGAUGGCGAGCCGUUCUUCACGAAGGAAGCCUUGCAGGAACUGCGGGCCCAGCUUCUACGUCCCCUCGAGGAAGGCGAGAAGUACGUGGCCAUCGGGAUAGACGGCACCCCCGUGGAAUUCGAGCCAGCCACUGGGCAAGUCAAUGAACAUGUGGAACAUCGAUUCGUCAACGGCCCCGUUGCCCUCGUUUAUCACUCCUGGGGCGUCUUCGUCGGGCAUGCCGCCGAGAAAAAGUACCUGGACGCCGCCUCGUACUGCCGGAUCGUCCCCAUGCACAUCCAACAAUGGAUCAACCCGGAGACCGACGAGAUCUUCGUUCUGCCUCCGCGGCCCGUCGAGGAACCCAGUCGACUUCUGCGCAGCGCGGUCUUCGCGUGGGAGCCCAGUGCCACCUGGGCGACCAUCCGCGAGGUGCUGGUGGCGGCGCGCGAGAAGCACACGAUCACCAACUUCGUGGGCUUCGCGUGCGGGCCAAUGUUCGGAGACAGCCCGUCGGCGACGCAGCACGCGCUCGUCUGGAUGAUCAUCCGACUCUUCCGCAGGGACGGCAAGGGCGAGUCGGACGAACCCUUGGCUUGCUCGCUGCAGGACUCGAUCUACGACGCCCAGGAUAAGCGCCUGCUGAACCUGCUGAAGAUGAACGUCGUCGAGGAUCCGCAGGCUUUCCUGGAUGUGGAGGAUUCCUCGAUCGUCUUCACCUGCAACUCGGACGUGCCGGUCAAGGAGAUCGUGCUGGAUAUCGCGCGUCCUGCUAUUAUGAUCGUCGACGAUAUUACCCGCAUUAACUCGAUCUACGAUCCGGUCACUAAUCGUGUCCUCAAGGCGAUCGGGGAAUCGUAUGAGAUGUUCGACUUCCCGGACCAUGAGGCGUUCGGGCAGAUGGCUAUCUACGUGAGAAAGUAG